This is a messenger RNA of Penicillium nucicola, 1584 nucleotides long. RefSeq lists its product as uncharacterized. The transcript is spliced from 4 exons. The coding region runs from base 1 to 1584 and encodes 527 amino acids. Gene Ontology annotation, molecular function: transmembrane transporter activity. The record is from RefSeq and is a predicted model, not a curated record. Gene Ontology annotation, biological process: transmembrane transport. Lineage: Eukaryota; Fungi; Ascomycota; Eurotiomycetes; Eurotiales; Aspergillaceae.
AUGACCAGUAAUCAAUCCACCACUUUAGACGAACCCCAAGGUCUAGAAGCAGUGAAUCUGACCGACGGCGACGACAUCCCCCACGAAAGCAAGAUAGAACUCACACAAUCAGCCGGCUACAAUGAACUGGGCUACAGCUUCCCCAGCUGGCGAAAAUGGCAAAUCCUCUGUGUAAUGUUCUGCAUCCAAAUCUCCAUCAACCUAAACGCAAGUCUCUACGCCAACGGAGUUGCCGCCAUAUCCAAAGAACACAAUGUAAGCGAACAAGUCGCGCGAAUCCCGCAAUUGACCUUCCUCUGCGCCUACGCCUUUGGCUGCGAGCUGUGGGCCCCGUGGAGCGAAGAGCUGGGACGAUGGCCAACGCAGCAGCUGAGCCUGUUCCUCGUCAACAUAUGGCAGUUACCGUGUGCGCUGGCCCCCAACUUCGCAACUUAUAUUGUGGUGCGGUUGCUGGGCGGAUUGAGUACAGCUGGCGGGUCGGUGACGCUGGGCGUUAUCGCCGAUAUGUGGGAGCCGGAUGAUCAGGAGUACGCUGUUGCGUUUCUUGUUUUGUCUUCUGUCGGUGGUUCGGUCGUUGGUGCUGUUGUUGGUGGCUUCGUCGAGGAACGCCAUCCGUUACCCUGGAUCUUCUGGGUUCAACUGCUUGCCGGGGGAUGUGUUCAGAUCAUGCAUUUCUUCCUGGUACCUGAAACGCGGGCUACUAUCUUGCUCGACCGGAUAGCGAAGAAGAGACGCAAGGCUGGGCCUGGCAAGGUGAAUAUCUGGGGUCCACAUGAGAUCCAUGGGUUUUCGCUCUCGCCGCGGGAGAUCUGGAGAGUGUGGAAACGGCCUUUCGUCAUGCUUCUCACUGAGCCUAUUGUUCUGUGGCUGUCGCUGCUGAGUGGCUUUAGUGAUUCUUUGAUCUUUACCUUUCUUCAGGGGUUCCAGCCCGUGUAUAAACAGUGGGGGUUUGGGACUAUUCAGAUUAGUCUUGCUUUUAUACCGCUGAUUAUUGGAUACGGCAUCGCCUACCUCUCCUUCUUACCCUCCAUUCACAUGUUCCGUCAGAGACGACGCAAAAACGGAUCUGAAUCUGUCCCUCCCGAAGCGCGGUUAUGGUGGUUACUAUAUGGCCUAUUCGGCUUCGCCUGGACAACCCUAGGACCACCAAACGUGCAUUGGAUCGCACCCAUGAUCUUCACCAUGGUAAUAGGAAUCGCCAACUACUCAAUCUACCAAUCAUCCAUCGACUACACCAUAGCCGCCUACGGCGAAUACGCAGCCUCCGCAACCGGAGGCAACGACUUCGCGCGCGACUUCCUAGCCGGAAUCGCAGCGAUGUAUUCUACGCCGAUGUUCACGAAUAUCGGAAACAAGUACCCGUAUGCGUAUGCGUCCACGAUUCUAGCUUCUGUCUCUAUUCUUGUUACGGCGCCUAUUUACUUCUUCUAUCGGAAUGGACCGGCCAUUCGGGAGAGGUCGCCGUUUGCGAAGCAGAUGAUGGAGCAGAAUCGGCAGCGGAGGCUUUCGCAGGCUGCUAAGGGUAGGGGGGAGAAGGUUGGUGGGGAGAGUGCUCAUUUGGAGGAGUUGAGGGAUGGGAAUUAG